Messenger RNA from Triticum aestivum (bread wheat), 6140 nucleotides. RefSeq lists its product as uncharacterized. The transcript has 4 exons. Bases 4 to 5805 code for a protein of 1933 amino acids. Gene Ontology annotation, biological process: defense response to other organism. Lineage: Eukaryota; Viridiplantae; Streptophyta; Magnoliopsida; Poales; Poaceae. Gene Ontology annotation, molecular function: ADP binding. The record is from RefSeq and is a predicted model, not a curated record.
UACAUGUGGAGAUCGAUGUUCCGAUUUAUCAAUGCUUGGCUACAGGCGGUAUUCCGGUAUAUCACUGCUUGGCUUCAGGCGGCGGCGGCCGAUGAUUCUGAUGCUGUCGCAUUGCCUCGGGCGGCGAUGGAUUUUCCUGUCACUGUUUCGUUUGGCCCCCUCCACCGGCCGCUCCAUUCAUUCAGGGCUACCAAGAACAAUCUCCCAGAUGGGGUUAGCGAGGGCCAGGUCCGGCGCCUCGAAGAAGAUCUGGAGACAUUGUUCACUGAGCUCAAGGUCGUGUCGGAGGCGGACGACCCCAGCUUCACGGCCGGAUGCUGGAUGAAGGAGGUGCGGGAACUCCGCUACGACGCAGAGGACUUCUUCAACGAGGUCCCGCGCUCCUCCGCCGCCGGCAGGAGCGCUCUCCUCUCCAUCAUCCUCUGGAUCCCCAGUAAACUGAAGCGGCGGCGCCAGGCUGCAGAAGCUUUCUCAGAUCUGCGGGCUCGUGCCAGGGAUGCGAGUCAAAGACGCCAAAGCCUCCACAUUGGCCCAACAACCAUCAAGCCUGAAUUUGGGCAAGCCAAUGUCCGCUCCAGUCCCCAACUACUUCUUGACCUUGAGGAGUCCAUGGAGAAGCUUGUAAAACUGAUGGCUUUGGAUGACCAAGAGAUUGCAGAUCUGCUGGCCUUUGACAGUGAAGAUGCAGAGCAACAAGUUCAGGUGGUACCUAUCUUUGGGUCUGCAGGUGUUGGCAAAACGACACUUGCUCGAACCUUCUACCGUAACUUUGGGGGGAAAUUCCAGUGCCGGGCUUUCGUGCGGGUGUCGCGGAAUCCAGAUAUGAGGAGGAUGCUUUCCAGCAUGCUCUCACAAAUUAAGGCACCACCGGUCCGUGGCUUUCCUGAUGUGCAGGACCUUAUUGACCAUAUCAGAGAAUAUCUGCAAUCCAAAAGAUACUUGAUUGUAAUUGAUGACUUAUGGGCCUCUUCAACAUGGGAUAUUAUUAGCCGUGCUUUUCCUGAUGGUGAUUGUUGCAGCAGAAUAAUGGUAACCACAGAAAUCAAGGAUGUAGCAUUGGCAUGCAGUAGGUAUCAGUUUAAGUACAUGUAUGAGAUGAAUCCUCUUAAUGGUGAUCAAUCAAGCAAGUUAUUACUCGGCCGAGUUUUUGGGUCUGAAAGUGGCUGUCCUCCAGAUUUCAAAGAAGUUACAUACGAGAUUAUCCAGAAAUGUGGAGGUUUACCAUUAGCAAUUGAAAAUAUAGCCAGCAUGUUAGCAUGUGAACUAGACGUCGAUCAAUGGAAGCACGUGCGAGAUUCUUUACCCUCUGUUUUGGGUCUGAGGACAAACCCUAGUUCGGAAGGGUUGAAAGAAGUUCUGAACAUUAUUUACAAUAAUCUUUCACCAUACAUGAAGACAUGCCUGCUAUAUCUUAAUAUGUAUCCAGAGGGCAACACUAUCAGCAAGGAAGACUUAGUGAAGCAAUGGGUAGCUGAAGAUUUAAUCGGUGAAGGGCAAAACAGAGAGAAAACUGCACGGGAUUAUUUUGAUGAGCUUGUCAGUAGAGGAAUGAUCCAACCUCUAGACAGAAAUUAUAAUGAUGAGGUGUUGACAUGCACAGUACACCACAUGGUACUAGAUCUUAUUAGGUACAAAUCCCUGGAGGAGAAUUUCAUCAUUAAUGUGAGCUGUUUUCAAACAACUCCAGGUCUUCCUGACAAGGUUCGUCGAUUGUCUAUCCAGUUCGGUGCUGCAAAAUGUGCAAAUAUACCAGCAGACUUUAUGAUGACUCAAGUUAGAUCACUUAUGUUUUUUGGGUUCUUUAAUUGUGUGCCUUCUGUUGGCGAGUAUAAGCUCCUUCAAGUUCUGAUUCUUAAUAUCUGGGCUGAUGAAAGAAAAAUAUUUGACCUCACUAGAAUUGGUGAACUGUUUGUGCUGAGAUAUCUGAAAAUUGAUGGCAACAUCACCGUCCAUCUGCCAGAUGAGAUUCGACAGCUAAAAUUAUUGGAGACACUGGAACUGCAUGCACCAGUAAAUGAUAUGCCAUCAGAUAUUAGUUGCUUGCCAUUACUUCGCACUCUGGGCUAUUUUGACCUCAGCAAGAGCUCAAUAGAGAAUGUACAGAGCCUUGGUGAGCUGAACAAUCUGGAAGACCUUCAUCUCACCUGGUCUAACAUUGCACAGCCAGAUAAUCUGAAGAACAAUAUGCAAUGCUUGGGCACAAUUCUCUGGAAACUCAGCAACCUGAAGUCUUUAACUCUAGUACCAGCAGCCUCCUCUCAUGCAGAUGUUCUGGACGAUGCCGGUGGUGCAAGCGUGGGUAUUUCUGGCGAUGUCUUGAGCAGUUUGUCCUCUCCUCCGGCCCUUCUUCAGAGGCUUGAGCUGUCAGGGGGGUGUUGCAUCUUUUCCAGCCUACCCGAGUGGACCAAAGAGCUUGGCAAUCUCUGCAUUUUGAAGAUUGCAGUUAGGAAGCUGUUGAGGAAAGAUAUUGAUAUCCUCAAAAGAUUGCCAGCACUCAUGGCUCUCUCGCUGUACAUCUGGACAGCCCCUGUAGGAAAGGUCGUCUUUGAUGAUGAGGGAUUCUCGGUUCUCAAAUACUUCAAGUUCACAUGUGCUGCCCCAUGCGUGGCAUUUCUGAAAGGUGCAAUGCCUAGUGUCCGGGAGCUCAAGCUAGCAUUUGAUGCCGACAGAAUGGAGCAAUACCCCCAGAUAGUUCCUGGAUUAGAGUACCUGACAGAACUUAGAGAGAUCACUGCAAAAGUUGGGGGCACUGGUGCUGAUGAAUCUGAUAAAAGGUACGCUGAGUCAGCACUGAGUGGCGCCAUUGCCAAUCAUCGGAGCACUCCAAUAAUCAGAGUACAAUGUGUAGAUCGGAUUUUUUUUGGUGCCAUCACACAAGAACAAGAAUACUGGACUCUGGAAGAACAACAUGAGAUACAAGAGGAAUUGCUUGAUCCUCUUCCUGAAUUUUUUAUUUCCACUCCGAGCACACAAGAGCAUGUUGAAGGAAGAGAUAAAUCGGUUGAGGUGCUGACACAAGAACAGGAACACUGCACUCUUGAUCUUGUUACUGAACUUCUUUUGACACCAACACAAACAAGGGAUGGAGUGCAGGGUGAACAAAUGGGAGGAUCGAAGGUGGUUGUGACACAAGAACAGGAACACUGGAUUACGGAGAAACAACACGAGACACGAGCAGAAUUUCUUGAUCCUCUUCCCGAUCUCCUUAUUUCCACUCAAAGCACAGACAAAGAAACGGGAGAUGGAGCUCAGGGUGAAAUAAUAAAAAGAUCAAUGGAGGUCCUGACACAUGGACAUGAACACUUAACUCUAGAAAAACAACAUGAGAUUCAUGAGGAAUUGUUUGAUCUUCUCCCUGAAGUUCUUUCCACUCCAAGCACACAGAUACAAGUGACAGAGGAAGUUCAGGAUGGAGAAAUAGAAAGAUUGAUGGAGGUGCUGACACAAGAGCAAGAACAGUGCACCCUUGAAAGCCAACACGAGAUGACAGAGGGAAUGCAGGAUGUACAAAUAGGGACAUCGAUUGAGGCGGCGGCACAAGAAGACAACAAUACUCGGCAAAGACAGCAUGAGAUUGAAAAGGAAUUGCUUGAUCCUCUUCCUGAACUUCUUUCUAUUUCAAGCACUCCAAGCCCAGAAAUACAAAUAAUAGAUGAAGUGCAGAAUAGAGUAACACAGAGAUCGAUGGAGGUAGUGAGCGCUUCCCAGGGCACGUUGGGACCCCUACUGGAGAAGAUCAAUGGUUUGCUCGCCAAUGAGCAUGCUAGCUUGAAUGGGGGCCUGCGCCGUGAAGUCCGCUACCUCAAAUCUGAUCUGGCGGACAUGCAUACCAUGAUGAAAAAGUACACGAUGCUGGAAGAUCCAGAUGUCCUGGUGAAGGAAUGGAUAUCGUUGCUGAGGGAGUUGUCUUAUGAUGCAGAGGAUUGCCUUGACAAGUUUGUUCAGAAGCUCGACAGUGGCGGUAGUCACGGUGGAUUCAAGGGGAUAGUCCGCAGGGCUUCUCUCCUUCCGAAGAAAAUUAAAUCUCGGCGCGGAUUCGCAGAAAAAAUUGGCGAGCUGAAAGUUUGUGUCAAGAACUUGAGAGAGCUCAAGAGUAAACUGGACGAUACUGCUUGCGUCACAUCUUAUCAUUCAACCGUGGAUCCCCGGCUGUCUGCUCGUUUUGCUGACGGCGGGCACCUUGUGGGCAUUGACGGUCCAAGAGAUGAUCUUACCAAGUGGAUGGUUGAAGUAGGAAACAGCUCAGCAAAGAAUCAUCGUAGGGUGUUAUCUAUUGUUGGGUUUGGUGGAUUGGGAAAGACAACACUAGCGAAUCAGGUCUAUCGCAAGACUGAAGGGCAUUUUCAUUGUCAGGCCUUUGUAUCAGUCUCGCAAAAGCCGAAUAUAAAGAAAAUUAUCAUGGACUUGAUCUCCCAAGUGUCUUCCCAUGGAUUCACGGAAGAUAUUGACAAUUGGGACGAAAGGAGAUCCAUUGAAGAGCUAAGAGGACUGCUACAAGGCAAGAGGUAUCUCGUCGUCAUUGAUGAUAUAUGGUCUAUAGAGGCAUGGAAUAUUAUCAAGUCUGCUCUUCCAGAGAAUAACUGUUCUAGCAGAAUUAUAACUACUACACGCAUUAUUGACGUUGCAAGGUCAUGUUGUGUGGAUCGAGAUGACCGCAUGUAUGAAAUGCAAUUCUUGAGUGAUUAUCAUUCUAAAAAAAUGUUCUUCAAAAGAAUUUUUGGGUUUGAGGAUGUUCCCGAUAUGCUGGAAGAAGUUUCAAAAGAAAUUUUAAAAAAAUGUGGAGGCCUACCAUUGGCAAUUAUCAGUAUGUCUAGUUUAUUGGCAAAUAGACCAGCUAAGAAAGAGGAGUGGGAAAAAGUCAUAACGUCAACUGGUUCUGCAAGUCUAGAGGGAAUGAAGGGCAUACUAUGGCUUAGCUACAAGGAUCUUCCAGAUAAUCUCAAGACUUGUUUGUUGUAUUUAAGUAAUUUUCCUGAGGGCUCUGUGAUUGAGAGAGAUAGGUUAGUGAGACGGUGGAUAUCAGAAGGCUUUAUCUCUGAAAAUCGUGGGCAAAGUCAGCAAGAGGCCGCGGAGAACUGUUUCUAUGAGCUUAUCAACAGAAACUUGAUUCAAGCAGUGGACAUUUGCUAUGAUGGUAAGGUUCGUGCAUGCCGAGUCCAUGCCAUGAUGCUUGAACUCAUCAUUUCAAAGUCAGCUGAAGAUAAUUUCGUCACGGUGAUUGGUAGCGGGCAGACUGGUUUGGUAAAUCACCAUGGUUCUAUUCGACGACUAUCUGUCCAGCACAUUGACCAGAAUCUUGCAUCUGUAUUGGCAAAUGAAGAUCUAAGCCAUGUACGCUCUCUAACAGUUACAUCAUCAAGUUGCAUCAAACACUUGCCUAGUUUUGCUUCCUUUCAAAAUUUGCGUGUACUGGAUUUUGAAGGGUGUGAUGGAUUGGAAAAGAAAUAUAUGAUGUGUCUUCUGUUUGAGGAAGGGGCACUGCCGAUGCUCGAGGAUCUUGGCCUAGUCUACUCUGUGUCAAUGGCGAAUGCCAAUGGAUUCUGCCUGGGUUUUCAGCACCUCCCAAGACUGAGAAAUGCACGAGUCCGUCUCUACAAAGAGGGCGCAACAUCUUCUGCUAUCACUUCUGCAGAAGUUGCUAUAAAGAAUGAAGCAGAUGCCCAUCCCAACCAUCCCACAGUAACUCUGAUAGAACAUGUCAAGAGAGUGGAUUAUUGCUCUGAGGAAUGUCCUAAGAGAACCGUACAGAGCUACUCUGAAGACCCAGAACUAGUUGACAAUACAACUAAGCAAAAGGAAACUUAAAUUUGUGGACUGGUGACAAGUGAGAGAUGGCGUGCUGCUGCUCGUGUGGCUGGAACGACGUGGUACUGUCAUAGAAGCUCGAACGAAGGGGCCGGCCUCGAAGGAGUAUUUGCUACGUAAUAUUCAAGUUGUAAUGGAACUACAUAUCGUUUUGCUUUCACUGGUUACUCUUUUCAAGAAUCCAGCUCACUUCUUGGGGUGGAGCUUUGGUCUUCUUAUUGGAGUACUUCGUUUCUGUUGUAAGCGGCCUUAGUGACUUUGUUCAUCCGCUAAUUUACGCUGAAACUGAUGGGCUGAUUGUUAUUUUAGUCAGUACGGUAAUAUUUGUUUGCUGA